Molecule: messenger RNA, 495 nt
Organism: Vanderwaltozyma polyspora DSM 70294
Lineage: Eukaryota; Fungi; Ascomycota; Saccharomycetes; Saccharomycetales; Saccharomycetaceae
Gene: ESS1
Product: peptidylprolyl isomerase ESS1
Exons: 1
Coding region: 1-495 (164 amino acids)
Cellular component (GO): nucleus; cytosol
Molecular function (GO): peptidyl-prolyl cis-trans isomerase activity; protein binding
Source: RefSeq, a predicted model, not a curated record
AUGGAUACUGAAUCAAUUUUACCAGAACCGUGGACUAUCAGGUAUAGUAGAUCCAAGAAACGAGAAUAUUUUUUCAAUCCAGAGACUAAAGCUUCUCAAUGGGAGGCACCAGAAGGAGUUGAUGAAGAUAAAUUGAGAUCAUUUUUAGAGACUCAUCCAUUGAGAGUAAGAUGUUUGCAUCUUUUGAUCAAACAUAAGGAAUCCAGAAGACCAGCAUCUCAUAGAUCAGAGGAUAUUACUAUUAGUAAAGAAGAAGCCAUUGAAGAAUUAAAGGGGUAUCAAGAGAAAUUGAAGAACGAUCCAACUUUAUUCGAAGAGUUGGCUAAAGAGCGUUCUGAUUGUUCAUCAUUCAAGAGAGGAGGUGAUUUAGGAUAUUUUGGUAAAGGUGAAAUGCAACCUAGUUUUGAGAAAGCUGCAUUCAAAUUAAAGAUCAAUGAAAUCAGUGAUAUUGUCGAAUCUGACAGCGGUGUUCAUCUAAUCAAAAGGGUAGCAUAA